Peniophora sp. CBMAI 1063 is the source of this 321-nucleotide messenger RNA. The record is from the annotation of a GenBank genome assembly. NCBI's taxonomy places the organism in Eukaryota, Fungi, Basidiomycota, Agaricomycetes, Russulales, Peniophoraceae.
AUGGUCGCGAUGAACAUACAGAUUGUGCCGAUGAAGAUGAUCUGGUUCGAUCGACGCCACUUCACUUUGCGUGCUCUCUCGGAGUACUGUGUGGUCUUUGUUGUAUUUAUGGCCCUUCUCAGGCUGAGCGACAAACCCGUGCGUACAUGGAUGAUGCGCGGCGGGUUGGCAUACAGAUUUGGGCCAAGAGUUCAUCCGCGUACGUGGAAGAGAUGUAAGGGAGGUCGAGCAUGUGCAAGGCUCGACACUUUAUACCAGACUAGGUUUCCUUCAGAGUCCGCUUACCUCCAUAGAAGCGUGUACUGCCUUGCCCACGAAUGA